GCAGCGCCAGCAGUGAAAAGGCUGGCAGCUGCUGCGUUAUUAUAGACGAUGCUGGCUACCUUGUCGCGGCCAGAGCGCCCUCUAUGCGUGCCGCCCUACUCGGCUGCGUACAGCGUGAAAUUAUAGGGCCGGCGAUAGCUGCAGUGCGGGCGGGGGGAAAGGAGGAAUCAGCACGCAUAAGCAGCAGGCAUGUGUGAGGGGGUGCCGGACAUUAGGGGGUGCCUGUGUGCACCAGGCACCCCCCGUGUGCACGCCUAUGGGCUCACGUCUCUCAGCUACAGAGUUCCAGUGCUUCCAGCAUACAGUGUGUCUCUCAGCUAGAGUUCCAGUGCUUCCAGCAUACAGUGUGUCUCUCAGCUACAGACUUCCAGUGCUACCAGCAUACAGCGUGUCUCUCAGCUACAGAGUUCCAGUGCUUCCAGCAUACAGUGUGUCUCUCAGCUACAGAUUCCAGUGCUUCCAGCAUACAGUGUGUCUCUCAGCUACAGAGUUCCAGUGCUUCCAGCAUACAGCGUGUCUCUCAGCUCACAGAUCCCAGUGCUUCCAGCAUACAGCGUGUUUCUCAGCUCACAGACUACAGAGAUUACAGCAUACAGCGUGUCUCUCAGCUUAGUCUCCAGCUCUCAUUCAGUGUUCUCCAGCAUCGUUCACAAGUCAUCUCUCAUUCAGUGUUCUUCAGCAUCGUUAACAAGUCAUCUCUCAUUCAGUGUUCUUCAGCAUCCUUCACAAGUCAUCUCUCAUUCAGUGUUCUUCAGCAUCAUUCACAAGUCAUCUCUCAUUCAGUGUUCUUCAGCAUCCUUCACAAGUCAUCUCUCAUUCAGUGUUCUUCAGCAUCAUUCACAAGUCAUCUCUCAUUCAGUGUUCUCCAGCAUCGUUCACAAGUCAUCCCGCACCUCUUUGUUCAGUGUUCUUCAGCAUCGUUCACAAGUCAUCACUCAUUCUGUGUUCUUCAGCAUCGUUCACAAGUCAUCUCUCAUUCAGUGUUCUUCAGCAUUGUUCACAAGUCAUCUCUCAUUCAGUGUUCUUCAGCAUAGUUCACAAGUCAUCACUCACCUCUUCAGUGGCUUCAGCAUCGUUCACUUCUUCGUUCAGUGUUCUUCAGCACUGUUCUCAAGUCAUCGUUUCAUUCCUCAUUCAGUGCACCCAGCAUCGUUCACAAAAUUAAGUUAUCUAUUAAUCCUGCAUGAGGAAGACCUACAUUCGGCCGUCUCUAUUUCGACCCAACUAUGGUUCUACUUCCCGACCAUCGGAAGAAUCCCAGAGUUCUCAACUCUCUCAACCCAGUGUAGGAUCUGAACAUCCAGCUAAAUGAAGAUGGCUGGUGGGGAUCCCCAUAGCAAGGAACUGAGUCUGAUGGACAAACAGGUGACAAGCUUGCUGGAGAUGUCAUUGAACUCCGACCUCCUGUCCAUUAAUUUGCAUUGUAAUCACAUAUUGAAGAUUGAAGGGCUCGCACACCUCCACAAUUUACAGCAUUUGGAUUUAUCGUCCAACCUUAUAACCAGGAUUGAAGGACUAGACUCCUUGAUGCACCUGCAAAGCUUGAACCUGUCAUGUAACAAGCUCACAAGAAUAGAAGGGCUGCAGAAGUUAUUAGAGCUCAAGAAACUGAAUUUAUCUUAUAAUCGCAUACAUGACCUUAAUGGACUAAUUCCUCUGCAUGGUUGGAACCACAAACUCCGCCACCUUUAUCUCCAUAGUAACUGCAUUAAUAGCAUAGACCAUGUAGCGCACAGUAUGGUGGGACUCCAGUCUUUACAUUACCUUACAUUAAAGCAGGAUGAGAAAGGCAACCCUGUUUGUGACACAACAGGAUACAGAGAUAUGGUGCUUGGAAACUUGCCCCAGUUAAAAGCCCUUGAUGGUGUAAAUAGAGCAGGCGAACCUGUUCUUGGAUUUGAUUUAGAUGCAAUAGAUCUUCCCAAUCUGGAUUUCCUGGAAUAUUUGAUUGCUUCCGACAAUGACAGUGGGAACAAAGCAAUAAAGGAUUCUACAAGUGUUCCUGCCAUAACACACCGAAUAGAUCAGGUUUUAUCUCAGUACAGAAACAGGCCUGUGACCCCUGGUUCCGGUUAUCAGAGUAGUUGUAUGGAUGCCACCUCCUCAUCAGAGCAACAGUUUGCCACUCAUCAAGUCACCAAUAACAUGCUCCGUGAAAUGAGGAUUAAAAAGUUAGAGGAUCAGAUAUCCGAACUUCUCGUGAAGGCAUCCAAUCCCAAAACAGAUAAACCCGAAAAAAUGCUAAAAGCAAAAAGAGACACAGACCUGACAACAGAGAGUGACUAUGAAAGCGGGAAAGAAAACGUAAAGACAAAGACCAGUUUAACUAAAAAGAGCAAAAUCCCUGGUUACUGUAAGAGCAGCCAGAUACAGAAGUCUCACAGCCAUCACCAGCCGAAGGCCAGAACUUUAAACAGUGUGUCAAAGAAAAGUCCCAUCACCCCCAGGAAAACAGAGACUGCCAGUAGUGUCUCUACAGAAAGAGUAGACACUGACAGUGCAGAAAGGGUCCGCGCCAAGCUCACUGGAACUCCAACAAUUCAGAGGGGCAAGACACAGGCAUUUGUAUCCAAUUCAGUAGAGCAGUCAACAUACAGGGCACUUGUACAAGAAUUGGAUCAGGAGCGAGAGCGAAGGUGGAAAGCUGAGCAACUAGUGGUGAAGUUAUCAGAAAACAUCAAAGAGUUACAGUGCCAGGCAAAAGAAGAGAAAGAUAUUAACAGCAUGGCUGUGUAUACUACGGACAGGAUUAAAGAAUUAUUCUUUAAGGAAAAAAAUGAAAAAUCGGCGCUACAAGCACUUUUGCACCAACUGAAAGAAGACAAUAAGAGACUUACAAAUGAAGUAAAAAAAUCUGCAAGUAAAGAGGAAGACUACGAACGAGCUGUUAGAAAGUUGGAAGAUGAACUGUCCAAAGUGGAGACGCAGAGGAUACAGCAAGAAGCAUUGGAGAUGAAGCAGAUGCAGGAAGCCGACCGCAAAGUAUCUGCCUCCCAAAGAGAAAUAGAGUUGCUUCGGGCAUCUGUACGUCAGCACAAAGAUAAAAUCCAGCAGCUCCAUGACCUGCUUACUUCCAGGGAGCAGGAACACAGAAAGGAACUUGAUGCAAGAGUAACAUUAAAUGGGCCAGAAUUCCAAGACGCUGUGGCUAAGGAAGUGACCAAGGAAGAACGUCACCAUAACCAGCAGAUGAAGGAGUUCCAGGAGAAAAUAAAUGCACUGACCCAACAGUAUGCAGAUCUAGAAGAUGAGUUUCGUGCCGCUCUCAUUAUAGAAGCAGGAAGAUUUAAAGAGGUUAAAGAUGGCUUUGAUAAUGUUACAGCAGAGUUAGCAGAGCAUAAAGAAGCCCUCUCGCGCUGCCGACUGAAAGAAAAGCAGUCUGCAAGUCUAAUUCAGGAGCUCACUACCAUGGUGAAGGAGCAAAAGGCAAGGAUAGCGGACAUCACCAAAGCCAAGCAAGAAUCUACAAGUGAUCUAAAAAAGAAAAUCCGAAACCUGGAAGUGGUCACUGAGGGAGAAAAACAUAAAAUGGUCCAAAUUGAACUUCUGAAGCAAGAAAAGUCCAAACUUAUUUCACAACUUACUGCCCAGGAGUCACUUAUAGAUGGGCUAAGGGCCGAAAGGAAAAUCUGGGGGCAAGAGCUAACUCAGCAAGGUGUCUCUCUGGCCCAGGACAGAGGGAGGCUUGAUGCCAAAAUUGAAGUCCUUUCCACAGAGAUAGAGACUUUGAAAAAGCAAAAUGAACGAGAUAACGAUGCACUAAGAAUUAAAGCUAAAAUGGUUGAUGAUCAAACGGAAACCAUCAGGAAACUGAAAGAAGGACUGCAGGAGAGGGAUGAACGCAUCCGAAAACUGCGUGCAGAAAAUCUCGAGCUUGAGAAGGCACUAAGGGAACAGAAUGAUGAGAAAGGAACACAGUUGCAGGAACUGAAAGAGAAGCUGGAAAGGCAGAUGGCACGAAAGGAGGAAGUCAAGCUACAACUAGAAGAAAGGGACGCAGAGUUGGAAGAUGUGAAGAAAGCUUACAGUGCCUUGAAUAAGAAGUGGCAGGAUAAAGCGGAAUUACUAAGCCAGCUUGAGACACAAGUCAGGCAGAUGAAAGAGAAUUUUGAUGCCAAGGAAAAGAAGCUGAUUGAAGAGAAAGACAAAAGCCUUCACAACCAGAAAGUUAUAAUGGAGAAACUUCAUUCCGUGGAUGAUGCGUUUCGGAGACAAUUGGAGUCUGUUCUAGCUGCCCACCAGGCUGAACUUACUAAGGUGGCAAGUGAGAAGCAAAAGGAAAUAGAAGCAGCCAAUGAUAAAGUUUAUCAAGUUGAGGAGGAAAUGCGCCAGCUCCUGCAGGAAUCAGCGAAGAGUAAAAAAGUAAUGGAGGAAAAGAUAAAACGGCUCACCAGAGCGUUAAGCGACAUUGAACAAGAGUUCUAGCUCUCCCGCAUUAGGGAAAGAGUAUAGGUUGUAAAAAUGGUUGCACGGACUUUAGACCUACAGUACAUCUGUUUACAGUUGUUUUGGAAGAUUCUGUGAAAUGCAACUCAAUGAAGAGUUCACGUUUCACUGUCUAUUAUGUACAGUAUUAUAUUUUUACAAAUUAUGUUUCUAAAUUACAGUAUAACCUUGUCUCAUUUUAACCUGUAUAUUUUCAAACGAGGGGAUGUUUGUAAUAAACAUUAUUUGCACUAAA
Messenger RNA from Pseudophryne corroboree (corroboree frog), 4681 nucleotides. It is a transcript of the gene LRRCC1, whose product is annotated as leucine rich repeat and coiled-coil centrosomal protein 1. The coding region runs from base 1309 to 4425 and encodes 1038 amino acids. Gene Ontology annotation, cellular component: centrosome; cytoplasm. Lineage: Eukaryota; Metazoa; Chordata; Amphibia; Anura; Myobatrachidae. The record is from RefSeq and is a predicted model, not a curated record. Gene Ontology annotation, molecular function: protein binding. The transcript has 20 exons.